AUGAUGGAUGAAAUUCUCCUGCGCACUAAUGAAGAUAUUUUAGUCAAAGCCAGCAAAUAUAAACAGCAAAGUUCGACCAUAUCAAUGCUAAGAAUAGAAGAACUUAAUGCACUGCUUGGUCUUAUAAUUUUCAGUGGUGCUAUGGCACGCGGUACGGAACGGACGUGUUGCAAGUCAAUCGAAUUAAAAAUAAAUAAUAAGUGUGUGACUCUGAGUGUUUUGAGCCCAAAAAUGGGCACUAAAUGUGACGGCUGCCAUGCCGUAAUAUGUGAUGAUCUCAGGAUGCAGUGUUCGGAGAAAAAUUGUGGUAAAUCUUACCAUCUUGCGUGUCUUGGAUUGGGGAAGGAAAAGCUGGAGGCUACCACAGGGGAAAGUGGAAGUAAAUGGCUAUGCCCAGAGUGCACGAGCAUUAUCCCUGAAGGUGGUAAUUUGAACACGCCAGUACGAGGACCCAAGCAAGUGAAUAAGGAACCAGUUACACCUAGCUACGUCAAUAUCAAGCGAGGUGGCGGCGGCGGUCCGACUACCGUUGAUUCUAUAGUAGUAGAAAAUGAGAUACUGAAAGAGUUAAGAGCGUUGAGAUAUGAUUUUAAUUGUCGACUAGAUAGACAAGCAAAGGAGUACGACCUACUUCAAAAGAGAUUUGUUGUUACGGAAAACGAAUUACAAAAAGUACAAAAGAUUUUGGAGGUAGUUCAAGAAAAAGUAAAUAAAAUAGAUCUUUUAGAGGCUAAUAUUAAAAUAUUAGAAAAGAAAAAGGAAGAACUAGAAUCAAUUUGUAAUAUGGAGAAAAGUCAGCAGUCAGCAGUCCAGCAGCCGGAAAAGUCAGUUUUAACGUUUGCAAAUGUUGCAAAGAAACAAACUCAAAAGAAGGCAGCGGAUAAUAAAAGUGUGGCCAUGAAACCCACGGAGCCGAUUGUGCACAAACAAUGUAUUGUGAUAGAUUCACAAAAUGAUCUAACGGAUAUUACUAUUCAAAAAGAAAAUAAAAUGGAAACUAGUAAUUGGACGGUGGUAAACAAGAAAAAGAGAUAUCCCAACGAUGAAGUAAAAAAAGGAGAAAGUACGAAUUCAACUGAAAUUAAGGGAUCAGAGAGAAAAAGGAAGUUUGGAAAGCAACUUUCACUAAAUGAGAUUAUUGAGGAAUUGGCGCAAAAUGAUGAUGAUGACAUCCCAGAAUCUAUUACAAUAAUACCACCGGAAAAUUGUAAUGCUGAGGUAACGGAUGAAGACUCUGGAGAUGAAGACUUGGUGUCACUUCAAAACUUGCCGGGAUCUCAACUAAGGGCUGCUGCUGAGGUCCAGUAUGGCAACAGCUGUUAUGAUUGGGAGAGUGAUGAUGAUCUAUCAUUAGCCGAAAUAAACAAACGGCGACGUCUAAAUUUUGUAAAUGAAUGUGCUUCCACAUCCCAAGCCUCACUUCUUCAAGGACAAAUAGAUGAUCCGGUUUCACCUGCUGUACCAGUACCAUCUACUUCAACAAAUGCUUCCAACUAUAAUCAACUUCAAAAAUACUAA
This is a messenger RNA of Parnassius apollo (apollo), 1518 nucleotides long. The record is from the annotation of a GenBank genome assembly. NCBI's taxonomy places the organism in Eukaryota, Metazoa, Arthropoda, Insecta, Lepidoptera, Papilionidae.